Molecule: messenger RNA, 1388 nt
Organism: Xiphias gladius (swordfish)
Lineage: Eukaryota; Metazoa; Chordata; Actinopteri; Istiophoriformes; Xiphiidae
Product: prothymosin alpha-A-like
Exons: 6
Coding region: 137-445 (102 amino acids)
Biological process (GO): positive regulation of transcription by RNA polymerase II; negative regulation of apoptotic process
Cellular component (GO): nucleus
Molecular function (GO): histone binding
Source: RefSeq, a predicted model, not a curated record
CAUUGGGCGCAAAGCGUCAGCUUUAUGUUCACUCCAGUUCACUAUCCAAUCAGUUGAAAUGUUCAACAGUCACGACGCCAUAUGGACUCCAGAGGCCGCCAUGUUGGGUCUUGAUGGCAGUAUUUAUUCCUGAGGAAUGUGGACACCACAGAUAACGAGUGUCUUUGAGAAACAGAAAACCCAAGGCUCAGACACUGCAGAGCUGAAGGAGAAGAAACAGACUGAAGAGACUGAGAAUGGAGAGGACGCUGCUGCAAACGGCAAAACUGACGAGGAGAACGGCGAGCAGGAGAAUGAGGGCGAGGAGGACGAGGAGGACGUGGGAGAAGAGGAGGAGGAGGAGGAGGAGGAUGGAGAGGGUGAUGAGGAGGAUGAUGAAGAAGACGACCUUGAUGGGCCGACGGGGAAGAGAGCAGCUGAGGACGACGAUGAUGAUGAAGAGUGAGCUGUGGGAACACACCUUUUUAGACCCUGGUCUGACGGCAGUAAGAAAGAAGAAGAGAGGAUCAAAUGUACAGCUCACAGAUACUGAAGCCUUCUCUAAAGACGAUGGCGACUCCAUGAAAAAUCCAUGUCCAGCAAAGCAGGUGACAGUUGCUGGGAGGAGUCAUGCUGGCUGAGGAUUGAUCUCUGAUAUUUAAAAGUUCAACUGUACAUCUGCAACACUGAGUUCAGCUAGGUAUAUCAUUAUUAUUAUUAUCACAACUAUUACGAAUAAUGAUUUAAAAAUAUUCCAUAAUAUUUUCUGUUAUUCUUCAAACAAAAGAUGAUAUUACUCAAUCACUUCAGUUCAGUUUUGCUGCUACUUUAGUCACAGUAGUAGAGAAAUGGUUUUUUCAAAGUAAUCAGGAAACUGACAGGCGUAAUGGAAACACACCUAACUGUACCACUAGCUAUUGUAGUACAGCUGAACCGUACAGACAUCAUUGUAUCAACUAGAAUAAUUUCACAUCAUCAUCAACAUCUUUAUGAUGCACGGGGAGUACAUUGAAUGUCACUCAACGGUAGUGACUGACGGCUGCGAUAUCUUCGAGUUCAGCUAGGAGGACACAAAUAUUCAGAUGCGUCAUAGAUUUGUGACGCAAAUAAUAGAUGUAGUAAUCCACAACAAAAACAGUCCAGUUUUAAAAAAAAGAGUUCCGCCUUUAGAGUCUUUCCCCUCAUGCUAGUGAGCAUGGAGCUGUGAUUUGUUAAGGUUGAUGCGUAUCCCAGCAUCCUGCACCACCAAGCUCCACCUUAACACGGCACAGCCCACAUUACGGACUGUUUUCUUCUAACCAGCAGAGUGGCUUCAUUUCCCCAGACCUCUGAAGAGGGAGAUGAAGGUGUGGUUACUAGUGUCAUGUUUACCUGAGAUGGCGCUUCUCACCUUGUUCUUCUGUUUUGUU